AUGGACAUCGGUUCAUCUCCAGCCGAAUUCCUUUACGGUACAACUUUACGUAUUCCUGGGGAGUUUUUCAUCCCAGAAACUUUCACUCUGAACCGUCAAAUUUUUCUGGAAGAAUUCCGGGAGCACAUGCGAUUGAUAAAGGCAGUACCGGUCAGUCAUCAUCACAAAAAUCGAGAAUUUCUACACAAAGAUCUCGGAUCUUGUACACACGUUUUCCUUCGAGCAGGUACCGGAAAAAAGUCGCUCGAACGCCCGUGCACUGGUCCUCACAAAAUCAUCAAUCGCAUUUCCGACCGAAUUUUCGAAAUCGACAUUAACGGAUCUGCUCGCAGAGUAUCUGUUGAAAAUAUCAAACCCGCGCAUUUCGUGCGUGACGAUUUUGUAACUCCUAUUUCAGUUACUGUCGAUAAUGCUAAAACAAAAACGCGUACAGAUUUCGGUACUACAACUUCAGGAAAGGCAACGAACACAGUUCCCACUACCUUAAGCAAUACAACGGAUGUGGUCUCACCACUCAAAACGUAUGCACGUAAAAAGAAAGUAUGUUUCGCAAAUGUUAAUUUGUAA
Messenger RNA from Belonocnema kinseyi, 567 nucleotides. RefSeq lists its product as uncharacterized. Bases 1 to 567 code for a protein of 188 amino acids. The transcript has a single exon. The record is from RefSeq and is a predicted model, not a curated record. Lineage: Eukaryota; Metazoa; Arthropoda; Insecta; Hymenoptera; Cynipidae.